Lasiodiplodia theobromae is the source of this 984-nucleotide messenger RNA. RefSeq lists its product as uncharacterized. Lineage: Eukaryota; Fungi; Ascomycota; Dothideomycetes; Botryosphaeriales; Botryosphaeriaceae. The transcript has 2 exons. Gene Ontology annotation, cellular component: Dsc E3 ubiquitin ligase complex. The record is from RefSeq and is a predicted model, not a curated record. Gene Ontology annotation, biological process: protein processing; SREBP signaling pathway. Bases 1 to 984 code for a protein of 327 amino acids.
AUGAGCGAUGAUGCGUCCCCACCUACUGCGGACUGGCCACGCCGUCACCCCGACCACGAUGCGACGGACGCGCCUCGAGACGGCCUCGACGCCGCCGACGACGAAGCCGCCAUCCACGCCGACCAGCGCCGGAAGAUACAGUCGAAGCGGAUAGGCUACCUCGACGACCUCCUCCGCAACCUAGACAUCCUCAUCUACGCCGAGAUAUCGGCCGUCUAUUACCUAGACUGCUCGUUCCUGCGAUUCGUCCUUCGUGCCUUCGUACAGCUAAUCUGGCUCACCCCGAAGCCCGAGAUCCUCCCCGAACUACCUUCAAACCGUCCGUACAUAUACCCCAUCAGCGGCUCGAAUCUGAUAUGUCUGUUUUGUCAUCUUUGGUUCCCGCCCCCGGCGGCGGGAGAGGCCACAAGAGGAUACUUGCAUGGCGGUCUGUUGAUCGACUGGAUCGGCCAGCAAGGUCCAGCGUCAAAGUUGCGACUGUUCCUUCUGGACUGCUUCAUCCUCGCCCUGCAAGUAGUGAUGCUAGCUGCCACGCUCAAGCUCCAGAAGGUGAAGAAGAGGAAAGAAUCGGACGCGUCGAACAGCAGCGACCCGGCGUCAGAAAGAGCAGGAGAAGGCCCAAGCUCCCCGACGACGGCACGGCAGGAUGUUGACUCUGAGGAGAGAGGGAUCCUGCGGCGCUCCUCGACACUGUCGAGUCUGGAAGGCCGGACCCCUAACGAGAGGGACGAGCUCUUGGGUGAUGCCGAGAUCCCUGAAUCUAGCUUGCAGGCCACUCUCGAUGCCCUGAAUUCAGGACAGGCAAUGGUUGCAGAGCUGUUCAUCUUCGACACGGUCCGUGAGCAAAUCGAUGUCGCAUUUAACCCAACCAAUACGGAAGCUGCCCGACCCGCAGUGCUAACCAGCCGAGACCGCCGGCGGCAGCUCGCGGCGGUUCUGGCCAGGCGGAGACUCGCUCUGGCGACAAGGUUCGGAGCGGGAUGA